Phyllopteryx taeniolatus (common seadragon) is the source of this 3415-nucleotide messenger RNA. Its product is annotated as protocadherin alpha-8-like. The record is from RefSeq and is a predicted model, not a curated record. The coding region runs from base 350 to 2848 and encodes 832 amino acids. Gene Ontology annotation, molecular function: calcium ion binding. The transcript is spliced from 2 exons. Gene Ontology annotation, biological process: homophilic cell-cell adhesion. Gene Ontology annotation, cellular component: plasma membrane. Lineage: Eukaryota; Metazoa; Chordata; Actinopteri; Syngnathiformes; Syngnathidae.
AGUAACUUUAUUUUGUUGGACAAUAAAUGUCUGAAAGCAAUGUACAAUCAAUCUGAUACACAUUUUUGAGUCCUGUAAAUACUCUCCAUGUGCUAAGGAAUUAUCACCACUAGGUGGCAAUGUCAUCCCAGUUUCCUGGGAUGAGCAUUCGGUGGUCCUGCCCCUUCUGGAAUGGUUUUGUUCAAGUCAUCAGAGGAGACGGAACCUUCACGAGAGACGGAUGUUGCUGUCGUUUCAUUCCUGUUUUGCCUUAGGUUUUGGGAUGAAUUCAAGAUACAUAUUGUGUCCGUUUGGAGGUUUCAAUCUUCUGUGGAAUUAGGACUCGAGUGCUGUAAUCCAAGCUGGGAGGAUGGGAGCAGCAGGACAAAGGCGAGGACUCUGUCUCUGCGUCAUAUUGGUUUGUUUGGAGCAGGUUGCAGCACAGAUCAAAUAUUCCAUCGCGGAGGAAGUCAAAGUGGGAACCGUGGUGGGAAACGUGGCCAGGGAUCUGGGACUGGACGUGGGCUCGUUGGCGGAGAGACGUUUUCGCAUUGUUUCAGGCUCAGAGGGGGCUCAGUUUGAGGUAAAUGCAAACAAUGGCGUUCUCUUUGUGCGGAAAAGCGUCGACCGAGAGGAGCUCUGUGAGGGCGUCUCGCCGUGUUUAGUGAGGCUGAAAUUAGUCGCAGAGAAUCCCAUGGAAAUACAUCACGUGGGCGUAGAAAUUUUGGAUAUUAAUGACAAUUCGCCCACUUUUCAAGAGCUAGAGAAGAGUUUAGAAAUAUAUGAAUCCAUAACUGCUGGAAAACGCUUCCAAUUACCAAUCGCACAUGAUCCAGAUGGUGUUGUCAAUACGGUGCGUGCGUACAAAUUAAACCCAAACGAAUACUUUAAUUUACAAAUUCGAGAGAUAGGAGAUGACAAGAUACCCUUUUUAGUCAUACAAAAGUCUUUAGACCGAGAAAAACAUGCUGAGCACAGACUUGUUCUCACUGCAGUUGACGGUGGAAAUCCACCAAGAUCUGGAAGUCUUAAUGUCACCGUUAUCGUGCUUGACGCUAAUGAUAACCACCCGACAUUUAAACAAGAGUUGCAUUCCAUCACUUUAUCUGAAAAUGUCAAAUUGGGCACAAGCGUUAUCAAGGUGGAAGCAACUGACCCGGACGAAGGAUUAAACGGCGAAGUUGAAUAUUAUUUUGGUGGAGAACUUGACUCUGAAAUCUAUGAAAUGUUUAGUUUGGAUAAAAACACGGGUGAAAUAAGAGUCAAAGGUCAAAUUGAUUUUGAGAAGGUUGACAUUUACAAAUUAGACGUCCAUGCUACAGACAAAGGACAACCUCCUUUGACAACCGAUUGCAGGGUGAUCAUUAAAAUCGUUGACGAAAAUGACAACCGGCCCGAAAUCGACGUGACAUCUUUGUCAAAAACCGUAGCGGAAGAUUCCAAACCUGGGACUGUCGUUUCUCUUAUAAGCAUCACAGACAAAGACGUCGGACUGAACGGCAAAGUCAUAUGUAGUCUUUCACAAAAUGUCCCAUUCGAACUAAAACCUUCCUUUCAGGAUAACAUGUACUCGUUGGUUCUGAAAGACAGACUGGAUCGAGAAUUAGUGUCGGAUUAUGACAUCACAAUCACAGCGACAGACUGCGGUCAACCUCCUCUGUCCACUUUUCAAAUUCUGCACGUGGUCGUGUCAGACGUUAACGAUAAUAUUCCAACAUUCUCGCACGAUCCAAUCCAACUUUAUUUGCCGGAAAAUAACGUGCCAGGGAACUCCAUUUUUUCCGUCACCGCAUUCGAUAAAGACCUGAAUGAAAACGCAGCGCUGACGUAUCACAUUAAGAGAGGACAAGGAAGUCAAGUGGACAUGUCAACAUUUUUAAGCAUCAACCCUGAGAACGGCGACAUAUCGGCGCUGAAGAGUUUUGACUUUGAGGCGCUGAAAAGCUUCCAGUUCCAGGUGUCGGCCACCGACGACGGAAGUCCUCCGCUGAGCGGCAACGUGACAGUGAAGGUGUUCAUUCUGGAUCAGAACGACAACGCUCCGGUCAUCCUGUAUCCGCUCAGCUCCAACGGUUCCGCCCGAGGCGUCGAGGAGAUUCCCCGCAAUGCCAAAGCGGGAGACUCGGUGACUAAAGUCCGAGCCUACGACGCCGAUACGGGAUAUAACGGCUGGUUACUGUUUUCGCUGCGGCCGCUCGGCGAGCGCGCUCUCUUUUCUUUGGACCGCUAUACGGGCCAGAUCAGAACACUUCGCCCGUUCACGGAGACGGACGAGGCCGAGCAUCGACUGCUCGUACUGGUCAAAGACAACGGCGACGUUUCGCUCUCGGCGACGGCUACCGUGACCGUCAAACUGGCGGAGCCCAAAGAGGCUUUCGCGGCUUCCGACCACGCGGGAAGCGCGGCCGAAGAGGACGAGCGCGAGGACCGGGUGACUUUUUAUCUGGCGCUGACUUUGGGCUCGGUCUCGCUGCUUUUGGUCAUCAGCGUGGUGGUGCUGAUCGCCAUGCGCUGCUCCAAAUCCGCAGAGUACACUUCCAAAUAUCUCCAAGACGCUCAUUACGACGGCACGCUGUGUCACAGCAUCCAGUACAGAUCGGGAGACAAACGCUACAUGUUAGUCGGACCCAGAAUGAGUGUUGCUUCCGCCGGCGCCCCGGGCAGCCACGCCGGCACGCUGGUUCUGCCCGACGCCAGACGCGCGGCCGCAGGGGAGGGCAAUGACAUGGAUUACCCACUAGACUGCACAAGUGAGAGACAACGAGGCAGGUCAUUAAUCACAAAAGGAAACUCAUGGUGCUUGAUAAACCAGCAGUUAAUGAACAAUAUUAAACUAAACAGGGCGGGGGAAACACACAUAAGGUCCUAAACUAAUGCUAGGGAAUAAUUCACAUCAAACAUCAACUUUAAAGUCAAUCAAUAAGUCAACUUUUGACACAAAGCUGCUCAGCAUGCUGGGAAUUCCAGCGUCAUCUUCCUCGACAAUACAAUAUAUUUAAGUCUAGUUUUCUCAAUCUGCAUCCGACAAUAUAAACCAGGCCUAUUUUACGAGUGGACCAGUUUAAAUAAAAUUUCAUAUGGCCCGCCAGACUUUACCAUUUUGAUUUGAUGUAACGUGUGUGUGUGUUUGCAGUGCUCAAUAAAAUUAUGGCGAUACAAAAACUCAUAUGAUGACAGGUUUUUCCAAGUGGACUUGCUGUAAAUCGUUGCUUGCACAUGUACACAAAAGAUCUACUGGCUCGCACCAAACAAGAUGAGACUACAUCGCUAUUCACUACAAACUUUGAGAAGCAAGACAUGCAUCAAAAUGUCUUCCUUUCUGAUAUGACUGGUGGUCUUGUCCCGUUAAAAAUGUGUGUAGUCCUUGCUUGGUUGUGCAAAGGGGAUAAAUACAUUUAAAAGGGUUGACAAUUUACUUUCUUCAAUGUAUUUCACU